Messenger RNA from Cladophialophora yegresii CBS 114405, 1800 nucleotides. RefSeq lists its product as uncharacterized. The record is from RefSeq and is a predicted model, not a curated record. NCBI's taxonomy places the organism in Eukaryota, Fungi, Ascomycota, Eurotiomycetes, Chaetothyriales, Herpotrichiellaceae. Gene Ontology annotation, molecular function: intramolecular lyase activity; geranylgeranyl diphosphate synthase activity. Bases 1 to 1800 code for a protein of 599 amino acids. Gene Ontology annotation, biological process: biosynthetic process. The transcript is spliced from 5 exons.
AUGUACGACUAUGCGAUUGUUCAUCUCGUCUAUACGGUCCCCCUUGCGACAGCCUUGUCUAUCAUAUUGGGACCUCUGUUGACCCGCCGUGAUGUCUACAAAAUAUGCUUCUUGCAAAUCGUCGCCGUGUCAUACACGAUUCCUUGGGACUCUUACCUCAUCCGGAACCGAAUCUGGACGUAUCCACAAGAUGUCAUAAUAGGGCCGACUUUGCUCGAUAUUCCUGCUGAAGAGGUCUUCUUUUUCCAUAUUCAGACAUAUAUUACGACAUGUCUGCAAAUUCUCCUCAAUAAGUCGGUUCUUGUCGCCACUUACCUGCAUAACGAAGCAGAUCCCAGAGAUCCCGUGGGCAGGUCAUUACUCCUUGGGAAACGAGCAGGUCAGCUCAUCCUUGCCCUCUUGGCACUUGGACCAAUCCUCUUGCGCGAUGGCCCCAAGGAAGGGCAAUACCUCCGACUCAUCUUGGCCUGGGCUUGCCCGGUGAUGUAUAUGCUUUGGACCUUUGGCUAUCAGCUACUCCUCACCCUUCCGUGGACGAAAACAUGGUUACCCAUUGCUGCUCCAACACUGUACCUCUGGGUCGUCGACACGCUUGCGCUCCAGAAAGGUACGUGGAGCAUCGAAUUAGGGACUAAGCUCGGAAUUCAUGUCUGGCCUCAUUUGGAGAUCGAAGAGGCAGUCUUCUUCCUCUUGACCAACACUCUCAUAGUGUGGGGAUCAACCGCUUUCGACAAUGCUAUGGCUAUCCUCGAUGCCUUCCCCGAGCAUUUCGCUGUCGUUCCUGGGACACCAUCGCCUAUACUGAUGUUCAAAGCACUGUUUCUGCCCACUUUGAAAUAUGACACGGCCCGUCUGGAAGGUUUACAAAAUGCGCUUACGGUACUUGCGAAGAAGAGCCGGUCCUUCUACUUGGCUUCUGGCGUGUUUGCCGGUCGCUUGCGAAUCGACCUGAUCUUACUCUACGCAUUUUGCAGGGUGGCCGAUGAUCUGAUUGAUGAUGCGCCGUCUGUGGAAGAGGCAGACAAAUGGGUGCAACACUUCACUCGUUUUCUUGAUGCGGCGUACUCGUCGAAACGCGAUCCUGGUCGUUUACAAGCAUCUCUUGAGCCCUUCCCCUCGAAGGCACAAUCCAUUCUAGUACUACUGCCAACCGACAAAUUACCGUCGGGGCCACUGUACUCACUACUUGACGGCUUCCGAAUGGACAUGAAAUUCUUCGCCAAAGGAUCCAAGGAUGAACCACCAAUUCAGACCUUUGUGGACCUUGAACGAUACGCCAGUUGUGUUGCGGGCACCAUUGGAGAACUAUGCCUGAAUCUCGUCUACUAUCACGACCCUGAUGGAGGGACCCGGGAUGAGUUGAAACACAAAUGCCUCGCCGCCGGCUUCCAGAUGGGCCAAGCACUACAAUAUGUCAACAUUGUUCGAGAUGUGAAAAGUGAUGCCGUUGUUGCUCGAUGCUACAUUCCCAAUGAAUGGUUUGACAAAUCCUCUGAGGCUUCCGCCGACGCGCAAGCUACUGAAAUCCUGCGUUUUCGACGUCGAAUACUGGACACUGCGUUCAAGAUAUAUGCGGACAAUAGGGAUGCCAUUGAAAAGUUGCCCUACUAUGCCCGUGGCGGUAUUCGUGUUGCGGUCGAGAGCUAUAUGGAGAUCGGCAGGGUGAUGCGCGAGCGAAUGCGACGAGGCCAACCUUUGGACUUUGCGGGAAGCGGCAAGAAGGGUCGAGCUAGCGUGCCAAAGUCCAGGAGGAUACGAGUUGGCUGGUGGACGAUGAUGGGUUGGAGAGGUCCAGCAUGA